GCCUAUGCAAUCCUUUUCUCCUCUGAGUUCCAAGGUUGUACUUGUCUCCGACAGAAAACGCAGGCUAUCAAGCUCAUCAAGUGGUCUGUUCUCCUCCACUUUCAGCAUCCCGUCUGUUGGCUUCAGCUUCGUUAAUUUUUCAAAUCCAUAGGAAAAAGCAAAGAUGCCCCACAGAACACGUCCUAUGACGGCGCUGUUAGUGUUCACUGUCGUCAACGUUGUCCUGGUCUCAACCAUUACUCCUGUCUAUGAUUUUGUCUGCUUCCUUCCUUACUGGGAAAGACGGCGAGAACGGCGUCGUCUUGAGCAUGAAGCUUUAUCAAAUAAAUCUCAAUCACCCUGAAAGAUCUCUAAGAUCCUCCUUGAUAAUAGGUUUCUUAAUUAAUGAGUACAUUAUCAAAUGAUUCACUCUAAGUGACAAUUUUUCUUCUUGGAAAUGAAGAAGUAGAAGUACCAUAAGAGGUGAGAAGUCCUUUCCCCUUGCUUGUUUGUAUUGAAUUUCCUUAGCUGUAGAUUGGAAACUGUCACUGUGAAAAAUGCGAAAUGCUAUGUCAAAAUUUUCACAAGACAUCAUGGAUGCCAUUAAAGUGGUUAAAAUUAUUAAGUUUGGGCUGCGCAGAUGGUGUAUGAUUCAAUGAAGUGUCGUAAUCAAACAUGAGACUUGAAAUCUUAAGUUGUCAGAUUUCUUGGAAUCAAAUGAGUAAUGUCUUUAGCCUUAUCAGUGUUUGGAUCUCCCCUUAGAUUGGGGAUAAUUGCAUGGACAAAUAAUAAAAAAAAAAAAAGUUCAAGAUUUUGAAGUUGAAAUGACUUGAUCAAUCAUAAACUUGUAAUUCACAUGGCUUCCUUUAUUUUCAAUUUUCUCAAUGAUUUGUAUUGGUGGGUAGUUGGCAUUGUAAGUUCUCAGAUAUUGUACCAUUUUUUCCUUAAUAAUAUUAAAAGUUGCAGCUUAUGUAAACUUGUCUUUGCCUAUCUCUCGUAGAGUUGGACAAGAGUUAAAGAUACAUAAAAAAAAUUUAAAAUAAAAAGGCAACAACAACAACAACACAAAAAGAGAAAUCGAUAUAAGCAGAAGGUAAGAGGGAUUAUGAUAGGAUGGUUGGCUCUUAUCUGUCUUCUAUUACUACAUGCCACUAUCAUCAUCUUAUCUUUAA
Molecule: messenger RNA, 1151 nt
Organism: Durio zibethinus
Lineage: Eukaryota; Viridiplantae; Streptophyta; Magnoliopsida; Malvales; Malvaceae
Source: RefSeq, a predicted model, not a curated record